Messenger RNA from Danaus plexippus (monarch butterfly), 1713 nucleotides. RefSeq names its product NK1 transcription factor-related protein 1-like (gene zen). Gene Ontology annotation, biological process: regulation of transcription by RNA polymerase II. Lineage: Eukaryota; Metazoa; Arthropoda; Insecta; Lepidoptera; Nymphalidae. Gene Ontology annotation, cellular component: nucleus. Gene Ontology annotation, molecular function: DNA-binding transcription factor activity, RNA polymerase II-specific; RNA polymerase II cis-regulatory region sequence-specific DNA binding. The transcript has 3 exons. Bases 67 to 1713 code for a protein of 548 amino acids. The record is from RefSeq and is a predicted model, not a curated record.
GAUUAUUUAUCAGUGAAUAAUAAACGGACGUUAAUUAAAAGAAGUGUCUUUAACGUUUAAAGUAAAAUGUCCUCAAGCUCCCAUUCUCCACCCCCAAGUGAUCGGUCAGACGAAGAUUCUAAGGACUCAAUUUCAUCUGAAUACGCUGAAACAAGUCAAAUACACAACACCAGCCAUAUAACAUUGGCACAAAAAAGUUUUUACAGAGUUAACUCUUUAACGUCACACGGCGUUGAAGAUAUACUUUCUGAAGGCAAUAGCUACAACACUCAAGAGAAUACCUAUCCGGAUUGUAAAACCGAAGUGCUUUCGUCAAUCUCAAAUCCCUUCGUUCCAGAUUAUAAUUCUAGAGAUUCAACAGGAUUUAGUAUCCAUGACAUACUUGGCCUUCAACAAGCCUACAAUGUGGCCAACGCUCAAGACGAGUUAGAAUCCCGAUACGAGUAUCAAAUACCGAACUAUGACAAUAUAAGUAAUAGUUCUCAAAAUAAUUAUGGUGAAGAGAGAAUUUCUGACCAUAUGAUACCAAAGAGCGCAGAUAUUUUCAACGUAACCGAAUCAGAAAUUCGAAAUGAAGUUGUGUUUCAAAGGAAUUACUCAAAUAACGAAACUAUUUCUUGUCACCAAAGAAGUGAUUUGGACAAUGAUGUUGUAAACAAUGCUGAAAGGGAAGAAAGCGAUAUUAACGAAUCUAGUUUUCCCGGACAGAAUUCUUCUUGGUGUGAAAAAAACUCGCUGAUUAGUAGUCAAGUCAUCAGUACAGCCUCUUCUAUAUCUAACGAUAUGUCUACCGAUUCAUCAUCAUAUCCAAAAGGUUUUACAAAACGAGCACGCACUGCUUACACAAGUUCCCAACUUGUAGAAUUGGAAAAUGAGUUUCAUCAAAAUCGAUACUUGUGUCGUCCUAGGAGAAUAGAAUUGGCCAAUUAUUUGCAGCUUUCGGAACGCCAAAUCAAAAUAUGGUUUCAAAAUAGGAGGAUGAAAUACAAGAAAGAUAAUAAACACAAUAAACCAAGCUCGUCCGUAGACGAUAACAGUCCUACAACAAGUUCUAAGGAAAUGUCUCCAACUCAGGAUCAUAAAUUGAGCCACAGUCGUGGCUGCGGAGGUCAUGAUAGACAUAGACGUUUACUUAACGAAAGCCAUGCAACUCAUCAUAAAAUGUAUCUUCCAACCAACGAAACUAUACCAAGACCUCCCGAUUAUUCUUCAAUUAGUCCGAUUAAAUCAGUUGUUAAACCUGGUUCUCAGAGCACUAUAGAAUUGCCAGCAUAUACACCUAACUUAUCUUACUCGUCCUACUACACAGGAGCAAGCCGGAGCGGUUACUCACCGAUAUCUGAGGUUUAUCGAUACAACAGCGAUGAAUCAUUGCAGCAAACUUCUCACACAUUGUCGUUAUUACAAUCGGAUAGUUACGUACCUAAUGGGAUGAAUCUAAAACUCGCCGAAGACAUGACUCGAUGCCCAACUGGAUCUCCAUAUUAUAACACGCUUUCAAACGGAGUGGUUAUGCAUAUUCCAACUACAGAUGCAUAUGGUUACGCCAGCACUAUUCCCGCUCUUUCAGCAUCUGCUUUCGAAGAUAAUACCGUUCACACAAGAUCAAGCAUAUCUCAAGAUCCUUACUUUGCUUAUUUAUCAUCAGCAGAGACGUCUAAUCAACAAACCUCUUCGACAGCUAACAAGUUUUCUUCGUACAUUUCACUCUAA